GGCCAGAUCCUUAGCGGUUUUUUUUUUUUUACAUUUUUGAUAUCUAGAUCAACAUUCUGAAACAUCAUUCAUCUAUCAUCAACACCUAACGUAAUAAAACAUGCAUUGGCUGGUAGUGAUUGGAGCCCUAGCUUUGACCUCCACGAUUAAUUUAGUGACGUCGCAGUUUCAAGUUGGUCACAUGACCUUUACACAGUGGACUGACAUGGAUAAUGAUGAUAUCAUGAUACACCUCCUCUGCCAAUACACGCUGGCUUACAGUGAUGACUCAAGGUACGCUACUCCACCGUACCUCAUCGCUAUACAAAACGCCAAAAAAGUGUCAAUAGCAGAGGUAGAAGAUUCUGAUAACGUUAGAUUCGAUACGGAGCUAGAAGGCGACUGGUUGGCGGAGGGCAAGGCCGAGCCACCAGACACCGAGGCCUACCUGCAUCUCUUUAAAGGCAAUGUGUCCAAAAAGGACGCCGGUUUGUACAUCUGUGAGUCUCGUUACCUGAGGAACGGCAAUGAUGAGUUCUUCCCGGACCAGAAAGCUGUGCUGCAGUUUAGUUCUACCGAAGAUUCUGGUAGUGACGUUCAGGUGGAUUAUGGCGGCGAAGUGAACGCUGGGAAUGUGCCAAAUUGUCAGCCGGGUUGCACCUGCAAUCCAGAUUAUGCUGAUCCAAUAUGUUAAGAUCUGUUGUGUGCGUGUGAUUGUGAAAGGAGAGAGGAAAUAAAGAAAAUAAAAA
Messenger RNA from Biomphalaria glabrata, 728 nucleotides. RefSeq lists its product as uncharacterized. The coding region runs from base 101 to 673 and encodes 190 amino acids. The transcript has 4 exons. The record is from RefSeq and is a predicted model, not a curated record. Lineage: Eukaryota; Metazoa; Mollusca; Gastropoda; Planorbidae.